CGCGUGACGGAGCGGGGCCGGCGGCGCCGCCGGAGCCCCCCGCGUGCUGCGCGCCGCCGAGGCCCCAUGGCGGCGGUGGCGGUGUGGGGGCGGCGCGGUGCCCCCGCGCUCCUGCGGGGGGCGCUGGGAGCUGCGGCGGGCCGCGCCUGCACGACCGGGGCGCCCGUGAGGGCUCCCUCCGCAGCGGCUCAGGAAUUGCCAAGCUCAGGAAAAGGACAUUUCCUCCUGGAACCUGCUGCUCCCUUCUCUGCCUUUUUGACAGACAGCUUUGGGCGUCAGCACAACUACUUGCGAAUUUCUUUGACUGAGAAAUGCAACCUUAGAUGUCAGUACUGCAUGCCAGAGGAAGGUGUUCAGCUGACCCCUAAAUCAGAGCUACUAACUGCUCAGGAGAUAAUCACCCUAGCCAGGCUGUUUGUGAAGGAGGGUGUAGAGAAGAUCCGACUGACAGGAGGCGAGCCACUCAUCCGGCCCGAUGUGGUUGAUAUUGUGGGUCAACUGUACAAGCUAGAAGGGCUGAAAACCAUUGCUGUCACGACCAAUGGGAUCAACUUAGCCAGGCUACUUCCCCGGCUGAAGGAGGCAGGAGUGAAUGCCAUCAACAUUAGCUUGGAUACUUUGGUCCCAGCUAAAUUUGAGUUCAUUGUCCGGAGGAAAGGCUUUCACAAGGUAAUGGAAGGAAUCUACAAAGCCACGGAACUAGGAUAUCGUCCCGUUAAGGUAAACUGCGUGGUGAUGCGAGGCUUCAAUGAGGACGAACUGCUGGGCUUUGUGGAUUUCACAAAAGAUCUGCCCCUUGAUGUGAGGUUCAUAGAGUACAUGCCCUUUGAUGGCAAUAAAUGGAACUUCAAGAAGAUGGUGAGCUACAAAGAAAUGCUUGAUACAAUUAAACAGCGAUGGCCUGAGUUGGAAAAAUUGCCCUGUGAAGCCUCCAGCACAGCCAAGAGUUAUAAGGUGCCACAUUUUCAAGGACAAAUCAGUUUUAUCACCUCAAUGUCAGAGCACUUCUGUGGAUCCUGCAACCGGCUGAGGAUAACAGCAGAUGGAAACCUAAAGGUGUGCCUUUUUGGAAAUUCAGAAGUGUCCUUGAGAGAUCACCUACGGUUGGGUGCCUCAGAGGAAGAGUUGGUUCAAAUUAUUGGAGCAGCAGUGGGCAGAAAAAAGAAACAGCAUGCUGGCAUGUUUAACAUUUCCCAGAUGAAAAACCGGCCAAUGAUCCUGAUUGAGGCUACACUGAUGUCAUCCCCACAGUGCCAAGAUGCUCUGCAGAAUCCCCCAAGUUCAAAACAGUGGGGUGACAUAUUUAAUCAUUGGCUGAAUUUGAGACCAAGUUUAUCCAAACAGACAGGAAAAGCAUUAGAGAAAAAUAAGCUUAGAGGACAGCUCAUCCUGCCAGUAUCUCACCCAGAGCAACCGUGGCACAUGAUGACAGGAAUUCUGCAAACUCAGCUCAGAGACAGCUGUGUCUUCCAAAAGAACUGGAGCUCCAGGUUUGACACAAAGUGCCUUAAGAUAGAGACUCCUCCUGUUGGCCAAGUUUCUGUGGACUCUCAUUCCAAAGAGACGAGGCCAGGAUCUGAAUUCUGCAGCAGGAGUUCUGGGUCUUGCACCAAGAUACCUCGUGCCUCUGAUAGCUUGACUCACACAGAUGAGGAAGGACGGGCCACAAUGGUAGAUGUUGGAGGGAAGCCAGAUUCCAGAAGAACUGCUGUCGCUGGUGCUGUGGUCCGCCUGGGUGAGAAAGCAUUUGGGAUGGUGAGGCAGAACCAGGUGAAGAAAGGAGAUGUGCUGGCAGUCGCCCAGAUUGCAGGAAUUCAAGGAGCAAAGCUGACCAGCCAGUUGAUCCCACUGUGUCACAACAUCCCCCUCAACCAUGUUGAGGUGUCUCUGAGCCUGGAUGAGGCUAGACACGCAGUGGUGAUUCGCAGCUCCUGUCAGACUUGGGGGAGAACAGGUGUGGAGAUGGAAGCACUAACAGCUGCCAGCCUGGCUGCUCUGACUGUGUAUGACAUGUGCAAAGCAGUCACUCAUGAUAUUGUGGUUGAAGAGGUGAAGUUGCUUAGUAAGACAGGUGGGCAGAGGGGAGACUUUUUAAGGGUCUAGCUCAAACCCAGACACCCCUAGACCUCCUCAGGUGGCCACAUGCAGCCUCUUUAUGGAAAAGCUUUUGCUCAGCUCUGUUAGGCUUGGAGACCUCAACAAAUGUACACUACAACAACCAUGUAACUCCACUUCUACCUUACCCUGUCACCUUACUGCUGGGUGAACAGUGGAGCCACCUGCUAACUACAUCUGUUUUUUAGAGGACAGACUUCUCCACUCAGCCAAUGGCUUCAUUUCAGUGUCCUCACCAUGAGCUUGAGCAGAGACUCUGUUAUGCCACAAAGAUUAUUUUUUCUUCUUGCUGUGAAGUAUUCACAGCUGCUGUCAUCACACCAUGCAACUGUGAGCUCUGGAAAUGAAGCUACUGCUGAAAGCACAGUUAUUUGGCAACUAUUUUUAAGUCAAGGAUUAGGACUUCAGAAUUGUCUUUUCCCCCUCCCCCUCCUGAAGGUUGAAUUUAGAUGGUGACAGAGAAGAAAACAGCUCAGGGACCUUACCAUACACCGGAGAUUAUAAUUUUGGAACAGUCAGGGUCAGUUCCUCUCCCUUUGCAUUGUUACUGUUUCUCUUGUCCGCAAGUUGGACAACCGAUAUUCGCAUAUUGGUUUUGAAAAAAAAAAAAAAAAAAAAGGCAGCUGCCCAGCCUUCUGCCUUGAAGCAUGACGUAGAACAGAAGGUUUCUGAUGUUGGAAGAAUUAUUUUGCUGAUCCAAAAGAUACCUUUUACAAUGUUAGAAGCGUGUUCCAAGAUUUUGCCCUUAGUGCUCAAAUACAUUGAGGACCUGUGUCUGCAUGCUGAAGAGUCCAGUUAUGCCAGGCAAUGAAGCCAGUGUCAGUUCUCCCUGAGUUCAGAAUAUACAUUGCAUGAAGCCCCAAAAGACUCCACUUCUUUAAUUCUACAGGCCAGCUCCUCGUAACCAGCCGCAUUUAAGGUGCCAGGAGCAAUGUUCCUAUGACUUUUAAUAACUUUGGUAAUUGACUACCCUAGAUUAAUUACUCAGCAUUGUUUUAUUAAUACUGAUGGAGCCUUUAAAUAUUAGUUUAAAUUCUCUGACUAAACAAUGUUGUCAGCUUUGGUUUACUUGUUUUCCAGUGCUUAUGGCUAUUGUGAAAUUUCACAUAUUUCAAGGUGCUGCCUUUCAAUACGCACAGAGUUGAAGACAGCUCUAACAACUUUAAACAGGCUAUUGAAAAAGCCCUAAACUUUGCAUAUAGCCGCUUCCCAUCAAAUAAGCUGCAGUUACUCUGAGCAGCAGUAAAGCACAUACCAACACUGUCAUACAUCCUGAUCAUUUAAAGUAAGCACAGCUCUAUGUUGAAGAGGUAAUAGUUUUUUCUGUAAAUAUAUUUACUUACGCUUUACAACUCUUACACGCUCAUUACCACAAAAAGCACUAAAAAUGGCACUUUUUCCAUUGCAGGUGAAUUAAUUUGUUUCUUUAUUUAUUGGUACUAUGAGAUAAGGCAUACACAGCAAUGCACAACUAGCAGCUACUUCUGAGUCUGCUCAGCAGCAGAUAUGGGGAAGGAGUCAAGAAAGAUUGAUACUAGAGAGAUGCUCAGCUCCAUGAAUAUUUGUAUGUCUGUAUUCAGUGUUCGACUCCUAAUUCCCUUGAUGUCACAUAAGCCAGAGAUUACUUGUGAAUUCUCCAAGGUUUGUUGGCACCAAGCCUAGCAAACAGCUGCAGGGCCUUGCUCCUGGGAGUCCUAACCCAUGCCUCUUUCCUAAGAGGCUGCCUAACUUCUGUGCUGCCUGAAGUGGAAAAAGAGAGAACAAUACAGAGCACUGUAUUUCUACUGCAGCAGAGGUGCAGUUGUCCUCUAGUUAAUGCAGAGGGAGGAAGCCUGACCUGGCUUCAGCCUAAUGAAUGAGAGAGACAAUAAAAGAGUAGCUGGAGGAAAGACUGGACCUCAGCCUCUCCUAUCACUGCCUUGGAAAAAAACACAUGGCUCCCAGGUUGGCCUUUGCAGGAGAGGCCUUCCUGUGAGAGGCUUCUGAAUGGUGACUGUAAUGCCACAUGAAGGUGAAGUGGUGCCAUCGUUUGCUGAAGUGUCAGCCACAGCGAACUCCUUCCUGGCCACAUUAUGUGCUCUCACGCCUUCCCCACCACGGUACCAGCCUCAAGCAUCCCAGCUGGACUGUGCAAAUAGCAGACACCGUGUCCAUCUGUGGAGGUGCUGCACUGUUAGCUACAAAAGCUUCCCUAGCUCAGAAUGGGAACAAAUGGCCUGGGAAAGGAAGCAUCUGCCUAGCACUGUGCUACCUGCGAAGUUAUGUGACUUACACAAGCACUUAGCUUCCCCCUGCAACCAUGCACAGAUACCCUGCCCUCCCUGCCUUCAUCCAGUCACUAGGUAGUUUUCAAAACUAAGAAGAAACUAGACAUAGUAAUAAUCAAAUGAUGCUUUGGGGCACAUGAUUCUUCAAGAAGUUUGUUGUCAGCUCAUACAGAGGACUUCAGAUCAUACAAGGGACUACAGUGCAUACGCAUGACUGACACGCACAUCUUACAGAUGCAAACUGCUGCUGAUUUUGGGACCACAGCACAAAGCUUUACAUCCUCUUUGUGGGAGCUGCUUCCUAACUUGGAACUAGGAUUUUGAAGAUUUAACCAAAACGAAUGGCCUACAGCACUGAGCCUACCACAUCCUUCCCUUGAAGGAUGCCAUAAGGGCAUGAGUGACACCACUAGCACUGUACACAACUGGCAUGCAAAGUCAAUGUUGCAGAGCAUGGUGGCCCUCACAAUGCAAGCACAAUUUAUCUCUUGCCUGCUGGAAACUCUUAAUUGUCCCAGCUAAUUCCCUGUUUGUGUUUUAUUGUCUGUUCACUGCUAAUCCAGCCUGUGUCUUUUGUGGCAGGCCUUCGUGACCACAUCCUGCGGCCAGUUACCACUCCCUUAGGCUGCCCUGGAAAAAACUUGGAUGUAGAAUAUUAAAGGUGAAGCCAGCA
Molecule: messenger RNA, 5055 nt
Organism: Dromaius novaehollandiae (emu)
Lineage: Eukaryota; Metazoa; Chordata; Aves; Casuariiformes; Dromaiidae
Gene: MOCS1
Product: molybdenum cofactor synthesis 1
Exons: 11
Coding region: 67-2103 (678 amino acids)
Biological process (GO): Mo-molybdopterin cofactor biosynthetic process
Molecular function (GO): 4 iron, 4 sulfur cluster binding; cyclic pyranopterin monophosphate synthase activity; metal ion binding
Source: RefSeq, a predicted model, not a curated record